AUGUCGCGCAUCUUCAGCGCUAUUCGACGGAAAUGGGUUCCGCCAGCACUCAUGUCCGCCAACUUGGAGGGAUAUACCGUCCUGGUGACCGGCGCCAACGUGGGACUCGGGUUUGAAGCCGCCCUGAAAUACGUCUCACUUGGAGCGUCCACUGUGAUUUUCGGGGUGCGGAGCAUGGAAAAGGGCAACGCGGCCAAAGACGCCAUUGAGGAGCAGACUCAACGACGGGGUGUUAUCAAAGUAUGGCAUCUCGACAUGGACGAUUCCAGCAGCGUCAAGGCAUUUGCAGACCGCGUCAGCACAGAGGUAGAACGGGUGGAUAUCGCUCUGCUCAAUGCAGGCCUGCACAUGGCCUCUUUUACCAAGUCGCCAGAGGGGUGGGAAGAAACUUUGCAAGUCAAUCUCUUGUCGACUGUCUUGUUGGCUUUACUGUUGCUGCCGAAGUUGAAAGAGGGAGCGGGUGCCUUGGCCGCAAAGACAGGAGCGGCGGCGGAAGAAGAACAGAAUAACCGCAUUCCCCAUCUCACAAUCGUAAGCUCCAUGGCAUACAAACUAGUUGGGCAUGGAGAAUGGGAAGACGCGCCGGACAUUUUGCAGCAUUUCAAUACACCAGACAACUAUAGUGGCCCCAGACAGUACGCCGUGUCCAAGUUAUUGCUCAUGUACGCUGUCGAUGAACUGGCCGCUUUAGCCGCUGCUCCUGCUGUUCCUACCACUAAAGCUCCGACUGGAGAUUCUGCGUCAGCAACGUCACCACCACAGGUCAUUGUGACUCCUCUGUGUCCUGGAUUCUGCUGGUCCGACUUGGCGCGACACUAUUCCGGGUUUUUUUACGGUGUUGCCAAAUACAUUUUCUACAGCCUUUUAGCCAAGUCGACCGAGGUUGGGAGCAGGACGCUAGUGAAUGCGUCGCUGCAAGGACCGGAAGCGCAUGGAAAGUUUUACGACGUUGAGAAUAUCGCGGAGUGA
Molecule: messenger RNA, 969 nt
Organism: Xylona heveae TC161
Lineage: Eukaryota; Fungi; Ascomycota; Xylonomycetes; Xylonales; Xylonaceae
Product: NAD(P)-binding protein
Exons: 1
Coding region: 1-969 (322 amino acids)
Source: RefSeq, a predicted model, not a curated record